GGAGACCUGCACCCGGAGAGACAGCAGCCUGUAGAGACCUGCACCCAGAGAGACAGCAGCCUGCAGAGACCUGCACCCGGAGAGACAGCAGCCUGCAGAGACCUGCACCCGGAGAGACAGCAGCCUGCAGAGACCUGCAUCCAGAGAGACAGCAGCCUGCAGAGACCUUCAUCCAGAGAGACAGCAGCCUUCAGAGACCUGUACCGUGUUAAAGAGACAGCAGCUACACCAUGGCUCAGUGCCGAUCGUCCUGUGGCCCCGGGUACAAGACUCCUCUGGAUGCCAUGAAAGGUCCACGUGAAGAGCUGGUUUACGUUCCCUGCAUCUAUCGUAACACCGGGAUCAAGAAGCCGGAUUACUUGUCCACCGUGGAUGUGAACCCCGAAUCUGCGCAGUACUCGCAGGUCAUUCACCGUCUGCCGAUGCCCCACCUGGACGAUGAGCUGCACCACUCGGGCUGGAACACCUGCAGCAGUUGCUUUGGGGACCCUUCUAAAGUGAGGAACAAGCUGAUCCUGCCCUGUCUCAUAUCCUCCAGGGUCUACGUGGUAGAUGUGGGCACUGACCCACGAGCCCCUUGUCUGCACAAGGUUGUGGAAGCUGAAGAUGUGAAGAAGAAGUGCGGCCUGGGGAACCUGCACACCUCGCACUGCCUGGGCUCCGGGGAGAUCAUGAUCAGUGCUGUGGGAGACCCUGAAGGGAAUGGCAAAGGAGGCUUUGUUUUGCUGGAUGGUGAGACGUUCAAAGUGAAGGGGAACUGGGAGGCAGAAGGACAAGCGGCACCGUUCGGCUACGACUUCUGGUACCAACCGCGGCACAACGUCAUGAUCAGCACCGGGUGGGGAACCCCAAAAUUUAUCUGUGAUGGAUUCAAGAUAGAGGAUGUAGCAGCAGGACACUAUGGCCACCACAUUCACGUGUGGGACUGGAGCAAGCACACCCGCAUACAGAGCCUGGACCUGGGAGAUGAUGGGCUGAUCCCCCUGGAGAUCCGCUUCCUACACAAUCCAGAUGCUGAUCAGGGGUUUGUCGGGUGCGCCCUCAGCAGCUCUGUCUUCAGAUUCUAUAAGGCAGAGGAUGGAAAAUGGGCAGCAGAGAAAGUGAUCCAGGUGCCAGCCAAGAAAGUCCAGGGCUGGGCGCUCCCGGAGAUGCCAGGUCUGAUCACGGAUAUCCUGAUCUCAUUCGACGACAGUUUCAUGUACUUCAGUAACUGGCUGCACGGUGACAUCAGACAGUAUGACAUCACUGACACCAAGCAUCCCAAGAUGGUAGGACAGGUCUUCCUUGCGGGCAGCAUCCUGGACGGGGGUCCCGUCACCGUGCUGGACGACCAGGAACUGGACAGUCAGCCAGAGCCAGUGACUGUGAAGGGGAGGAGGGUCCCCGGGGGCCCCCAGAUGAUCCAGCUCAGCCUGGACGGGAAGAGGCUCUAUGUGACCACAUCUCUGUACAGCACCUGGGACAAGCAGUUCUACCCCGACAUGAUCCGGGACGGCUCCGUCAUGUUACAGAUCGAUGUGGACACUGACAAGGGAGGCCUCACUCUGAACCCCAACUUCAUGGUGGAUUAUGGGGCGGAGCCGGAUGGUCCGGUCUUGGCGCACGAAAUUCGCUAUCCAGGCGGAGACUGCAGCUCUGACAUCUGGAUCUAGAGCUUCCUCAGACGAAUGAACCCUCUGAUGGGAUGUACUACUACUCCCAGCAGGCACCUCUCAGGUUACAGGUUUUGCUUCCACUAAUUUUGAGGAUUUCAGGCAUCAAUGUGUCGGCACCACGUCCAUGCGACCACCAUUGCUGAUCAGAUUUUAUACUUGUGAUUCUGCGGCUUUAACCCUUUAAUAUCCAUUAAAUU
Bufo bufo (common toad) is the source of this 1852-nucleotide messenger RNA. Its product is annotated as methanethiol oxidase-like. The record is from RefSeq and is a predicted model, not a curated record. NCBI's taxonomy places the organism in Eukaryota, Metazoa, Chordata, Amphibia, Anura, Bufonidae. The transcript is spliced from 12 exons. Bases 231 to 1652 code for a protein of 473 amino acids. Gene Ontology annotation, molecular function: selenium binding; protein binding.